AAUCGGGUCUACAGCCCGCCCCCAGCCGCCGAGCUGCCGGUUGAAGCCUAAGCUGUGCAAGUUAGUGAUGAAGGGGUUAUAGGAACAAGCCAAAAAAGACUAGGACCCAGCGCCUUGCCGCUGCCUGCCCACCCCUCGUCUCCCGGCACCAAGGCUGCUGGAGCCCAGGGCGUGUUUUCCUUGUCCCCGCCACUUUCCCGUCCCUGGCCCAACAUGAUACUGACCAAAGCCCAGUACGACGAGAUAGCCCAGUGCCUAGUGUCUGUGCCGCCUACCAGGCAGAGCCUGAGGAAGCUGAAGCAGAGGUUCCCCAGUCAAUCGCAGGCCACUCUGCUGAGCAUCUUCUCCCAGGAGUACCAGAAACAUAUUAAAAGAACACAUGCCAAACAUCAUACUUCAGAAGCGAUUGAAAGUUAUUAUCAGAGGUACCUGAAUGGAGUGGGGAGAAAUGGAGCAGCCCCAGUGCUCCUGGAGCUGGCCAAUGAGGUGGACUAUGCACCCUCAUUAAUGGCUCGGAUUAUACUGGAGAGGUUUCUACAAGAGCAUGAGGAAACUCCACCUUCCAAGUCUGUUAUAAACAGUAUGCUACGGGACCCUUCUCAGAUUCCAGAUGGAGUUCUAGCAAAUCAGGUCUAUCAGUGCAUCGUGAACGACUGCUGUUAUGGACCACUGGUGGACUGCAUCAAACAUGCCAUUGGUCAUGAGCAUGAAGUCCUGCUAAGAGACAUGCUUCUGGAGAAAAACCUGUCCUUCCUAGAUGAAGAUCAGCUCCGUGCAAAGGGUUAUGACAAAACGCCAGACUUUAUUUUACAAGUUCCAGUUGCCGUAGAAGGGCACAUAAUUCACUGGAUUGAAAGCAAAGCCUCAUUUGGUGAUGAAUGUAGCCACCAUGCCUACCUGCAUGACCAGUUCUGGAGCUACUGGAAUAGAUUCGGACCGGGCUUGGUCAUCUAUUGGUACGGCUUCAUCCAGGAGCUGGACUGUAACCGGGAGCGGGGCAUCCUGCUCAAAGCCUGUUUCCCCACGGACAUCGUCACCUUGUGCCACAGUGUCGCCUGACCCUGAUGAUCCUAGAAGAGAAGCCAGGAGGAAGAGGUGAAUCCGGAAGCAAUUUGACUUUCCUGCCAUGGAAACUCCUGGCGGCAUCUGCCCUGAACUUGACCUGAACUCUGGCUGCCCACGGCCACACCACUACCUCUUCAGACAAACAUAUCAAGAGUUUCUGUUUUCCUUCAUCCCUUGCAGAUGUGAACAGCCAAGAACUACAGACACAACCCACUCAUUAUCAGCAUUUCUGUCUCUGUCAAACAGUUAGUUUACAGAUAGUCAUAAUCUCUCUUCCUUCCGGAUGGUUUCUCCUUGUAUACUGAACAAAAGAAGAAAUGUGGGAACUGAAAGGUGUGAUUUUUCAAUUCUCCUCCCAGUUCCCGAAUCACCCUCUUUUUUUUUCCCCCCCAAAAGCCUCCAUUCAUUCUUUCCUCCCUCCUUCCCCUGUUCACUUCCUAUCCACUCACACGGACCCAGUGUUCCAUCCCCAUCAAGGAAUAAUCUAACAGAUUAGCAGAGUGGAAGACGUGGAGGCUGAAACUCGAUUUCUGUUCUCACCUACAAGACUUCAAUAGACCUUGAUGGUAGCGCAUGCUAGUUUUGUCCAGUUUUUACGGUUUCCUGACUUCGCUGGCAUUAGGCCAAGCUGAAAAAAUAUACUUGAUGAGAAUUUCCUCUUUUUAUAAUACUUAUUUGAACACCAAAGACUUUCCCUUUAUCUCCUGUAAAAGUAUUGGUUACAUUGUGUCUGGAAACCAUACUCCUCCUCUGGACUGGGGGGCUCAGGGGAGACCGCUGAAGCAUGGCACCAGCCUGGGCAAAAGUUUAUUUUUAAACACGGCUACUUGUCAGUAUGUAUGGGUAGUCAGUAUUUUUAGGAGUACAAUUUUUUAAAAGCACAUUCUGUGCGCUGCUUUGUAUCUGCAUUUUAUACUACAUAAUUACAUAACACUCAGAUAACUUAGGUAUUAGCAAUGUUCAGCUUUGAAUGAAUUAAGUGUACCAGAAAUAAACCUGGAGUGAUUUUUUUCAAAUAAGCAAAAUAAAAGGGAUUUUGUAUUUGUUCACUUUAAUCUAUUCACUUUUUAUACCGUAAACCAAACUUCAGUCUAAAGGAAAACAUCAAUAAAUUCAUUAUAAAUCUGCAGUUUGGGAGACUAAAAACUUCUCUAUUCCCCAAAAUGUGUUUAUAAAAUAUUCGCCCCCUUGUUGAAAAUACAUACGUUUUUAAAUGUCGAAGAUGACUUUGGAAUUAACUGAGAACUUCUGCAGACACCUUUAAGUUACAUACACUGCGUGCUUCUUUCAAAAGACUAAAUAUGCCAUUUGUACCUUGUUCAUUUGGUACCUAAAGGAGGUUUGCAAGUCUGCUAGCUGCCUCUCCUUUUGAAGGACACAGACACGUCCGGUCCAGACGUGUGGAUUUGAACUCUGCUGUGGGUUGCACUAAACAAAAAAGGAAGGAGAUGAGCUGGGAAGGAGGUUCUGGCAGGCGUCUGUUUCAGUGUAAAAGUAUCGAGCAGAUUUUGUGAGUGCAAGGGAGUGAUCUGAAACCACUGCCAUUACUUAACACACAUGCACACGCACGU
This is a messenger RNA of Enhydra lutris kenyoni (northern sea otter), 2636 nucleotides long. RefSeq names its product chromosome unknown C15orf41 homolog (gene CDIN1). Gene Ontology annotation, cellular component: nucleus; cytoplasm. The transcript is spliced from 11 exons. Lineage: Eukaryota; Metazoa; Chordata; Mammalia; Carnivora; Mustelidae. Gene Ontology annotation, biological process: erythrocyte differentiation. The record is from RefSeq and is a predicted model, not a curated record. The coding region runs from base 214 to 1059 and encodes 281 amino acids.